CACACACUCACACAUACUCCGUGGCCAUUAACAAAGCAGCCGUGCGUAAAAUAACCAGAUUUUCUCUAGCUUCACUGCUUCUUUCUUUUUUCGCUCUCUUGAUCUCCCCCACCUCCUCUUCUCUCUUCCUUCCUUCCGGGCCUCAAAUCCCUGCCCCAAACACACGGCCCUGCAUCCCCUCACUUGAGCGUAAUUACACACACAGCUAGCCAGCUCCUGCGUUCUGUCCUCCAUUUGGGAACAAAGGUAUAAAUUAUAGCGGCUUAGAUCCUAGUGGUAAUGGGAGGUGGGUGGGUGCACACGUGUCGUCCAGAGGAAGGGGGAGAUCACUCACUUUUUUCAGGUGCCUAGUUUGGUUGUGACUUGCAAGCUGCCGUUGCAGUUAGUUUUUUGGCUCGGUUAUGUUUGUCUGUCUGUGUCUCAGAGGAAACAUGGUGUUGUUGACAUGGCACAGCCUGUAGUAAAGCCUGGAGGCUACAGACAGUUUAGCUGCCAAACUGUCGAAGGCACAGACACGACUGCAAUGAGUUGCUGUUGGCUAAUCUUUCUGCCUUCUUCCUUCCUUCCCUGCAAACUUAACACCACAUAAACCAAGUGAUCUUCAGCUUUUGGAUCAACUGCAUUCCACUUGUGUUGAGACUCAUACAAACUCAUAAAUACUACAAAUGAUAAAACUGAUCAUGGAAAACUCUCAUAACUGGCUCAGAAAUGUGGAUAGUCUCAUGCAAACUGUUCGCCACAUUCCUCUGAUUGCAAACAUUAUAAUUAACAUGACAAAUAUUUAGAGCAUGAACAAGAAAAGGUGUGCCAGUCCACUCACGCCACAAGGACUCAUCCACCCGAUGAUAAAUUUAGAUGGGUCAAAAACAUCAAAAAUAUAUUUUUUAUUGACUUUUCUUAAUUUUACUACAGGAAUUGAUUAAGAAGGAAGAUAUGAGAACUGUUUUUACUGGAAUGAGUGUGAGUUCUCAUAUUUUUCUAAUAUUUUGUGUUUGGGUUUCUGUUGAACGAAGGCCCAUGUCUAAUGCACUACAGUGAAUACCUUUGUGAUGCUGCUGAGUGCCAGAGAGGCCAUUCAAUUGCAGCAACUUGGCAGUGAUGUUCUGUGGUUUCGGCUUGGCUGAACGAGUGGCCUCGAUAAUUGUGGUUUGACAGAUCUGCAGUCAGUGUGAAUUUCUGACCCUGGCUGGUGAGCGCCAGUUCAUUUGUCAACUCUGCUACAACUAUUGCUUUAAAACGGCUCGGCUAUUACUUGUGAUUUUCAAGGUGAGGUAAAAGUUGUUGACUGUUAAAUUUUGUUUUAUGUGCCUCGAAUGCUUUCUGUAGCAGUAACAGAGCUAAACUCUUUUUGUACUCUGUCUGCUUGUUGAAGGGAAACUGCUGCCACUUCAAGGUCAGAGUCCUGUUCAAGAAUCUCAAGUUUUAUUUUGGGACACAGUUUGCUUGCAGUGGCAACACACAAACACAAAGGAAAAUCUGUUUCCCACUAACAUUAAACCCAUCAGCUGCCCUCAACUGUGUUUCAUCCCUUCCUGGUAACAGUUUCAUUGUGGAUUGAUCAUUUUGUUGGGAAAAGGAGGCAUUUGAUGAUUAAAACUUACAAGAAAAACUUACUCAGGAGCUACAUCACCAUAAGUUGUGGCAUAUUGUAAAUAUAUUUACCAUUUAAAAAGCUUUUUUUAUCUCUAAUAAUUGUUCAAAACUGUUUCAAUCUUCUCCCAUGACUUUAUCAGUUUACUUAGUUAAGGAUGCCCCAUUACUCUUAAUUGUAACUGUAUUCGAUACAAAUUUAUAUAAUUGCCUGUUAUGUUGCUGUGUGGGGUGAUGGCAGCUACCUGCAGAAAUAAUAUUUUUAGUUCUUAACACAGAGUACAAAAUGCUGUAACAUAAAUUUGCACAAUGUAUUUUCUUUUGUAACAAAAAGAAAGUCAUAAUGGGCAAUCAGGCAGGGUACACCCUGGACAGGGAGCCAGUCCAUCGCAGGGCAACACAGAGACACACAGGACAAUUAUGCGCACACACACACACACACACACACACACACACACACACACCAAGGACAAUUUAGACAGACCAAUUAACCUAACAGUCAUGUUUUUGGACUGUGGGAGGAAGCCGGAGUACCCGGAGAGAACCCAUGCAUGCACAGAGAGAACAUGCAAACUCCAUGCAGAAAGACCCCAGGCCGGGAAGCGAACCCAGGACCUUCUCGCUGCAAGGCAACAGCUCUAGCCACUGCGCAGCCCUGAAAGAGCAGUCAUUUCAGUUUUAAUUAUGUGGCCACUGAUUUGCAGAUUUCUUAUUUAAUCAGUUCUUAACUACACACUUUUAAUACAUAAAUGGCUGCAGGCCAUACAUUUGGUUAGAAUGGAAUGUUUUCUCCAGGUCAGGGAUGAGGUCCUGCUUCAAGUGGAGGAGUUUUAAGUAUCUUGGUGUUUUGUUUACUAAUGAUAGAAAACGCAGCGCUAGAAUUAAUGGUUGUAUUGGUGCUGCGUCUGCAGUGAUGCAGGCAUUGUACCAGUCUGUUGAGGUGAAUAGGGAGCUGAACCAAAAGCAGAACCUCUCAAUUUACCGGGCAAUCUAUGUUCCAACACUCAUCUCUGGUCACAAGUUUUGGGUAGCGAUGGAAAAAAUGAAAUUGCGAUACAAGUGACUGAAAUUUGUUUUCUUCCUAAAGUCCCAUCCUAGACAAAUCUCUUGUGGUGAACAGAGUAGUGGAAACAACGGUGAACGUGAACAUGAUUAACACAUCUGUGACUGGCCCAGUGACGCCACUUUCACAACCAAAUUUAUCCUCCCAACAGUCCUUGAGCAGUGUCAGAAAACCCAUGACUCUAGUCUAGUCUUGGGAGAUGGGACAAAUGAAUCAACCGUCGGCGAUGGGCUGAGAUGGUAUGGUUGUUUUUUACAGGAGGCGAUUUGUUUGUUUGCCCGUGAGUUAGUUUGUUAAUGACAAAUAUUUUACACGUUAUGAACAGAGAACAUCAUGAAGGUAACGAUCAGUAAAAGAUCUGGAACAGCGCAUCUGAGCAUUUUCUCGCCUUCUCCGCCUCCCACUGCUGACAAUGCUGAGGAGGGGCUCGGAGAAAGUCUGUGACGCACUCGACAUUGUGCACAGCACCGAGGUGUUGAGUGGAAAGUAGAAACCUUCCAUCUUUCAGAGUCUGGAAUACUUCUGGUUAUUUCAUUUGGUUCGGUUGUGCUUUAUUUGAGUGCUGUCCUGAUUUUAAAACUUUGGCUUAAGUAGCGCUCAUUAGGGCUGCAACAACGAAUCGAUAAAUUCGAUGAAAAUCGAUUACUAAAAGCGUUGGCAACGAAUUGCGUCAUCGAUUCGUUGUGUCGCACAACUCUUCCAAACACCCCCUUCCCGCCCGCCGUUGCGCGCAGACCAGAGCAAGUCAGAUCAGGGCGAGGGAGAGCCCGCAGAUCAGCGCGAGGGAGAGCUGGCAGAUCAGCGCGAGGGAGAGCCGGCAGAUCAGCGCGAGGGAGAGCCGCAGAUCAGCGCGAGAGAGAGCCAGUACCGGCAGAUCAGCGCGAGGGAGAGCCUGCAGACUUGCGCUGCUGCGAACCGGUUCCGCAUUAUUGCGCAGCGAUCCAGGCAGCUGCUUCCAGCGCACGGUCCAUUCUCAAAGUGGCGCAACCAAAAAAACUAUAAUUAGCACACGAUCGUUCUUGUCUGCACAUGUUCUCUAUUUUCUGUCUUAUUUGUGCCUGAAGCGCGCUACUGCGGAGCUCAUCACCUGUGCUGUGGUGAUGUCACCUCACGCAGCAUCGAAAACGCGCUCUGCGCUUUGUGGUCAGGAGAUCUCUUUGAUCUGCUCAAAAGUAACUGAUGAGGUGAAAAGGUAAGAAUCCAGGCAACAUAUUUUCUGGAGAAUUAUGAGGAGAUGCAGGAAGAUGAGAGACAGACAGGACAGGAAAAUAGUUAAAUAAAAACAAGAAAACAAAGUAAAAUGUAGGUAGAUUUAUCUCCACUACACGUUUUUACCAGUAAAAAACAAGUUAUACACAUGUCAUAUUUAUACAUCUGAUACAAUUCAGAUCACCUUCAAAACUCAGUCACACACCCAGGGCCGUUUCAAGACAUUUUGGGGGCCAAGGCAAAAUGCCCCCCCCCCAUAACUGGGCUCCCCAGAAGCCUCUGUGUAAUUCAUACCUUCUCCAGGAGUGUUAGUUAAACAGUGUUUAUAAAAGCUCCUCAGACAUUACUGACAUGUUCUAAUAUUAUCAGAUGAAAAACUAAAUUAUCAGACAUGCUGUCUCAUCUGCUUCUUUUCUAAACUUGCAAAAAGUAACAAAACCAUUUGAAAGCCACUAUUUGUGGAUUCUCUGAAAGUUUCCAUGGAGUGUGUGACAACUUAUUUUAUCAUUGAUCCUAUCAUCUAAUCUCACAGCUGAAACAAGCAUCCUUAAUAAUCUGUGCACAGGAAGCUUACCGAUGCUGUAGUAAAACAAAAGGUAUAAUAAUUUGUUAUUAAUAAAACCUUGUUGCAGCACUAAAGCAGAAAAAUUAGAUUUAGCAUUAAAUAUGCAAAAUAUUUACAUAUGAAUUGUUUUAGAGCCCUUUUAUUGGCAGAAUCUGAUAUUAAUUUAAUUCUUACAAAAAAUGGGUCCCAACAUGGUUUGUGUGGCGUUGCCAUAGUGUGACGUCAUAGGCACAGAUCCCCUGUCCUCUUGUUUGGAAAUGGAAAUAUGAUCACCCUAUGUUAAACAAACUGUCCACCCGGGCUUUUGCGCUGCACAGAGACGCUUCGUUGCCUAUACUGAACGUCAGUUGAGAGUCAGUCUCAUGCAGACUGACCAAUGAAGAGAGGGCCUCAAGUUAAGACCCUCUCCUCAUUGGUCAGUCCACACGAGGUGGGUCAAAGGUUACUCUGGGCGGGUUAUGUGUUGUCAGGCAUUCAAGUAUUGAGUAUAUUUACUGCAUAUUACAGUAAAAUAUUCUGUAUGUGACCACAUUAUGGUGAUCCUCGGGUCGUGAUGAUGGAGCCCUUGAAUAUUGUUGCCCAGGGUACAACAAAGUGUUAAUCUGGCCCUGGUUCCGCCGUCACAUUCCCGCAGAAACUGGUUGAUCACACGGGGGCCAGACUACUAGCAUGUGGUUUUACAACCACAAUGUCCUCGGAAGCAAAAAAUGCUUUUAAAAGGGAGGGAGGAGUCCUAACUGUUGCUGCAGGCGUGUUGUGUGAGAGUGCAGUUAUAUACUGGUUAAUAUAUUUUUGGGUUCAGUUGCUUUCAUGUGGCCUAAUGUGAGUCUAUUUGGGAUCAUUGGAAUGAUCAGCAGCAUUUCUUGAUGUGACUUUAUGGCAGUUGCCCAGGGCAUCAUCGCAAGGAGGAUGGCAUUCAUUUACUUUUGUUUUAUUUGGUAUUUUUUAAGUCAUUUUUGGAAAUAGUGAUCAAUUUUGAUUAAUUCACAGCCUAUGUUUAAUUACAUUUAAAAUAAAUGUCAACAGAUGAGAUCAAACAAAACAGAUGAGAAUUGCCCUUAAGCUGUUUAACUUGGACAAAGCAUUUUAGGUCACAGAUAGGUGUAGCUUAGGGUCUCUAUCUAUACACCUUAUAAGACAAUUUAGGUGAUGGCAUGUUGUUUUUCUGCUAAUGAACUGUUUUCUAAUAAUGUUGUGUUAAAUAAAGUGAAGGAAGGAGAGAAAUAACGUUUCCCUAGCAGUUUUAAAAAAUUUCCCCAUGUAACCCGAUUAAUCGAUUAAUCGUGUCGAGACCCCAUCCGAUUAAUCGAUUAUCCAAAUAAUCGUUUGUUGCAGCCCUAGCGCUCAUUAUUCAGCACCCGCUUCGAGUGUGUCAGCGGAGUGUAGAUUCCAGAACAACAUUUAAACAUCAUCAAGUAUGAGGCAUAAAUACAGAAUCUCAUAUCCUCUGCAGCAAGCUGCUUAGAGACAUUUUAUUGCGCACAUGCGUGGAGGCUGCACACAUGAACAUGUGGACCAUUCCUUUUUUUAGGAAUGGUCCAAAUAGUGUAUGCUUUUUUGGAAAAUAUGCUCAUUCUGUUGGCGUGUCCUGCUAGAGCGACACGUUGUGCAGUUUGACUCACUGAAAUCUUGCUCUGUACACUGUAGCAUGUCCAGCUGUGAGAAGACCUGAAGGAAGAGCGGGGACACACUGGAUAGGCUAAGAUUCUUGGCUGGCCUGGGAUUACUUUAUGAUUUCCCUGGAGAGUGGCUGGGAAGUGGAAAGUCUGGGCCUCUUUGCUUAGACUGCUGCCCCUGUGACCCAACCCUGGUGAAAAACAGAAAAAAGUGAAAUUUGGGGAAAAAAGAUUAUUUCCUAGAACCUUAGUAUAAUUUCCAGCAUUACCAAUUUAAUAUCAACAAAAAGAUUUGAGUUAGUUAUAUUGUUAAAUUUAUUGUGAUCUUCAUAAUACUCAUAAUAUAUCUGAACCAUACCUCUCGCCCCUAGUCAGUUGCAUCAAUUUGUGGGUCUCGUAAAUGCGGCAAGGAACAAAGGGGAAAGGUGAUAAAACUCGAUUCUGAUGUGCUUAGCCUCGUAGUAAUUUUGCCGCAUGCGCCCCUCGCCUCUGACUGCUAAACGCAUGUCAGCCCCGCUAAUCCAUUUGGAGCGACUGUGGGAGGGCCCCCGCCAAAGAGGGUGGUUGCGUUAAUGACGUAUACUGUGCGCCGAGUUCCGGCCGGAAAGGAUAUAAACACAGAUAAACAUGCCCCCUCACUAGUAUUUUUCAACCAUCUACAACAUGGCAAGCUGGACGGACGCAGAGACCAUGGAGCUUUUGACCAUGCGAGCGGACGAACAGAUUAGUCGCCUUUUUACAGGGACGGUGAGACAGCCAGCUGUUCGACAGAGUGGUGAAAACACUGGCUGAGCGGGGCGUCAAGCGAGACAAAAAGCAGGUCACAUCAAAGCUAAAGGGCCUGAAAAAGAAAUUCCUUCAUUCUGACAUGUCUUCCGUCUGACGCUCCGUCACAUGUGGAAGGGCUGCCCAGCGACCUCCCUUUAUCCCGUCUUGGUUUGAGAGGUGCCUGAUGGCAGUUUAUUCUAGCUUCAGCUUUGCUAUUAUAAAUGCCAAAAUCCUCCCCAAAUCCCGUUUUACAAACGCGAUGGUCCUGUAAAAACGGCUAAAGUAACAAGUAGGGUUGUCACGGUGUGAAAACGUUACCUCACGGUUAUUGUGACCAAAAUUAUCUCGGUUUUCGGUAUUAUCGCUGUAUUUUUUAAACGUGCUACAUUUUCAGACGACUAAAUAAACCCUGAGGAAAAAUAUAAGGAAAAUAUUGUCCUCAGUUUGUGUCUAAAUGUUGCCUAAAAUGUGUUAUUUUGUAAUUAUGUUUUUAUUUGUUUACAUUUUUUCCCUUUACUCUUUAAAAUACCAAUAUUUACCCAUAACUUCUUAUUUUUUGUCUGUUUGAUGUCAUCAUUUUAAAAGUAUUAGAUCAGAUGAUACUCAGUACUCAAGUAGCCUUCUAAUCUGAUACUUUUUUUUUUACCCUUACUUGAGUAAUAAACCCUAUAUCAGGAAAAUAUUGUCCCGGUUUGUGUCCUUCCAGUGAGCUUUGCAGAUUUGGGAAAAUGUCAUCAGGCAGUAAUCAUUGUUAAAUUCAUAAUUAUUCUAGGAGAAAGACCAACUCUUAUCUGCCCAUGGGAGCCCCAUAAUGCAUAGCGUCAUUUCAACAUGGGGGUGUCCUUGACAUGGUUUAUAUGCAGGUAGCGGCGCUGCGGCUGCUUUAUAUAGCGACUCGUUGCGUUCUCCCUCAACCCAAAUCCUCGGAUCACGCAUUUUUAGCUAAAACGCUAACGUUAGCUUGCCUUGCGUUGACUGUAGAGUUGUGGGUGAUGGUCACACAGAUGUGUCAUGAGAUUUGAAGCAUUGCUGCCUUUCACAGACACGUUUUUCUGCAUGUGCUGCAAACAGGAUAGCCGUCUUCUAUCAACUGUCCCUCGGCAUUUUUCAAAUAUCCAAAAAAUGCCUGUACUUCCCACUUUGUCUUCUUUGAGGGAUAAUAAAUGUGAAAUGUCCUGCGUGCUUCCGUCUCCUCCUUUGGCCAUUAUUUCAGCUUUAGCUUCAAGAAAGUUUUGGCUGUAAACAACAAAGUGCGCAUGUGCCGCCGGCAACUUCAGCAGAUGAUACGGUGGCUGGUAUGGGUCACCGUGCCUACAUCGCAGCCACAGUAAUCCACCGAGAUAAUAUAUAUUUUUAAAAUCAAGACGGUUAUUAUUAUUGUCUACUUUUUUACCGGGGUUUACCGCUACACCGGUUACCGUGACAACCCUAGUAACAAGUCAGAAGCUUGAGGGUCCAGCAGUUAAAUUCGAAUAAAUUGGAAAAAAAAGUUUGGUCCUCAAAGCGGCGAGCGGUGUGUUCUAUGCAUGGAAAGCUGUAAGAUCAUAUCAAGCAUACUCUGAAUUUUUCAAGCCAAUUUUCUUACACUAGAACUCAGUUUGGAAGUUUGUGGGUCACCUUUUAUUUAUUAAUCUUUUAUUAUUUACACAUUGGGAAGUCCAGAUAAAGCCAUGCAAUCUUACAGUAUAAGAUUGUUAAGGAUUAUGAAGUGAUGAUGAUCUACCAAAGCUUGGAGAUGGUAGAACCAUCUAUUUGGCGUUCUACGACCUGUGCCAUUAUUUCUAGAUGCAUCUAUGGGCACACAUUUUUUUUCUCAGCCGAGUAACUCUAUUUGCUGUCUGUUUCUGUCAACACAACAGAUGCACCAAUGAACUAAUCAGAGCAAGUUUAAGGCAGCAUGUUGGUUUGUUAACUCAUUCACUGCCAGUAUUUUCACAGUUUUUUUUAAGAGUCACAGAACGUUUCGCUGUAUGAAUAUGUCAACGUCAAAACUACCAAAACAAACUCAAGAAUCCACGCAUUUCAAGCGUUAUCCGUUCUUUUAUAAUCUGUUGUUGAAUUGUGAUCGGCAGAAGCUUUUCCGGUUCGCACCUCACUUUAUUUAUUUUUUUUUUUUUACAGUAAAACGAUCUAACACAUGGAUUUUCUGCUUCCUGAUCAAAUGAUGUGGGAGGUACGCAGAUGAUCGGCUUUAGAGCUGGAACCUUAAUGAGGACCAUGGCAUUGAAAGCUUCAAAUUAGUGGCUAUCUGAUUAGCUCCUAACUGCACAACACCCCCCCCCCCCCCAUCUGUGGGCCCACCACCCUGCCAUGGCGGACCCAGGGAUGUUGAGCUUGUUUGGGGAUGAUGCAGGGUUGUUCUCAGAUGGAUUAGACAGUUUAGGAGACUGCUUUCCUCAGCAGUCAGCCCCUGGUCAAACCAACCCUUUGGCUCAACAGACCAGUUCUUCACUGACCCAUGAGCACCCGGGAACUAGGAGUUACCACCAAGGGAUGCUACAUGGUACAGGGCCUGGACCAGGGCAGUCCAAAUUGGGGCAAAUGUAUGAGCAUGGUUCCUACGGUGGUUAUGAUCAACCUGGAGCCCCUGGAGGGCGAAUGAUGGCCCAGAAUGGUCCUAGUCAGGGGCCACAGAAUGUGAACACAGCUAUGAAUGGUAUGGCCUCCCACUAUAACCCAAAUAACUCUAGCAACCCCCAUCAUGGCUAUCAGGGUGAUGCUGGGGGAGGAAGUGGGGCUGGAGUUUGGACUCAGCAGCAGAGCAGAACAGUGUAUCAACAGGCAUCUGCACCAUCAGGGGGUGGCCCCAACCAGAUGGGAGGCUACCAGAUGUCUCAAGGCAAUUAUUCUGGGAUGCAAGGUCCACCCGCGACAAGUGCAGCUCACAUGAACCAACACUACCCUUCACAAAAUGUGGUGCCCCCUCCAGCUCAGGACCCAUCUCACUACUUAGGACAUGUUGGGAUGGGUGGGGUCCAGAUGAGACAGCCUCAGCCACAACCACAGGGCUAUCCCAACAUGGGCCACACGCCUCGAUACCCACACUCCCCCUCACGACAACCUCCACACACCCACCAGCACCAACAGGGCAUGGCACCAUUUGGGGGUGCUCAGUACCCUGGUUACCAGGCCCAGUAUGCUGCUAUGGGACCUGGGAUGGGCCAGGGGGCUAAUGCUAAUGUCAGCGCUAACACCAGCCAGGCCAUGGGAUCAGGGCAGCUUGGCCAGCGGUUUAGCCAGGGAACGAGUUCAGCACCAGGGCAACAAGGACAGCGAUACCCCCCUGGACCGCAACACCAACCUCAGCCCCAUCAGACCCACUCUGCCUCCAUGCAGCAGGGCCAGACUAUGCACCCCUUAAACCACCCCCAGAGCCUGCCACAGCCACAAAACCAGCCCCAGUCCCACCUUGCCCCCCCAACUCAGGGAUCUUACCCCUCCCCUUCCUCUAUGUCCCCAAUGCGGGUUUUGGGAACUCCAACUCCUCCUCCACAGGGAAGACCUCCUAGUGCAGGAUUAGCUGGGUCAGAGGUUGCAGGAUACACAGCCCUCCAGUCUCCACCCAGUGCUUUGGCCCAUGCACAGAGAACCCCCCAAACCCCACUAACUGCCACACACCCCCAACACCAGCAGACCCACAACAUGCCUCCCAGUGCAGGUCCAGUGUAUCCUGGCAUGGGACCACAGCGUGGUCCUCAAAUGGGACCAAACAGGCUUCAGCAGCAGCCAGGUCCUCUUGAAGCCUCAGUCACCCAGGGAGGGGACCAGCGGCUGCUCCAGACCCAGCAGCAGACCUCUCGAGGUGGACAGCCUAUGCAGCCUGCUCCCUUGGGUUUCCAGGGUCCACCUAUUGGUCAACAUGGAGCCUCUGCCCCCACCCAGGGCUUAGCUCCACCCACACAGAACACUCAAACUCAGCACACACAUUUGCCCCCACACCCCCACCACCUGCCGAGCACGCCCCCUUCCUCCAACCAGGCCUCCCACCCAUGGGCACCUCCACCUCCUGGCUCCCACCCCCUCUCCUCACCCCCUCUUACCCCACAGAAAGUGCCUCACAUACAGCAUUCCCCCUCAGACCUGUCAGGUGAUGCCUCCAGGAUGGUUCCUGACAGGCCAACAAUUGGCACCGGAGCCCCCGGCCAGCCUAUCAGCACAGAGAACCCUAGUGAUCAGGAGACCAAGCCAAAAAAGAAGAAGAAAAAGAAAGCAAAAGUAGUAGAUGAAGAGGGAGGCAAAAAAGCAACGAGGGAAGGAGGAGAUGACAACGUAAAGUUGGAGUUUCUUGGAGCAGGAAGUGACAUUGGUGAACAGGUUACUGGCACAGGAAUUGUUGAAGGAAGUUCACCGCUGGUGGAAGGGAAGAAAAAGCGGAAAAAGAAACCAAAGGAGAAGACUGAGGGCAAGGAGCCCAAAGAGCCCAAAACCCCGAAGACACCCAAAACACCCAAGACUCCCAAAGAGCCCAAGGAGAAGAAAGCCAAGAGCACCACGCCCAAGGUCAAGACUCCUAAGAAAACCAGCAGUAAAAAGGUGGAAUCAGAGGGUGGGGCUAGCACCGCUAAGAAGGAUUCCAAGAGGAAGAGAGAGUUGUCGGGUGGCGACGAUGUGGAGGUGAAGUCUCCACUGCCCUCUCCUCCUGAAGAAGAGGAUGAUGAUGGCGUACAGAAGCGUCGUUCGAGUCGUCAGGUGAAGAGGAAGAGGUACACGGAAGAUCUAGAGUUUAGGAUCUCUGAGGACGAUGACAGCGGAGAUGACUCGCCAGCACCCAAAUCUCCAUCCUCCUUGCAACAACAGGAUGUGGCUGAGGCUGAAGGGCCUGUUGUGGAGAAGAUCAUGGGAAUGCGCACCUCUAAGAAACAGCUGGAGUCGGGGGAGGAAGUGGAGGUGGAGGAGUUCUACGUCAAGUUCAAGGGCUUUUCUUACCUCCACUGUCGCUGGGCAGAGCUGGAGGAGCUGGAGAAGGACAAGAGAAUUCACCAGAAGAUUAAGAGGUUUAGGGCCAAACAGCUACUUAACAACUUUAUAACUGAGAUGGAUGAUGAGCCUUUUAACCCGGACUAUGUAGAGGUGGACCGUGUCCUGGACGUUUCAGAGAGCACAGAUGAAAACGGAGAGGUGGUGACCUUAUAUUUGGUGAAAUGGUGCAGUUUGCCUUACGAAGACGCCACCUGGGAGCUGAAGGCAGACAUCGACCAAUCCAAGAUAGAUGAAUAUGAACGCAUCGCAGCACGCACACCCAACACUAACAGAGUGGAUCGGCCUUCUGCAGCUGACUGGAAAAAGCUGGAGAGCUCCAGAGAUUACAGGAACGGCAACGCACUCAGGGAAUACCAGCUCGAAGGCCUCAACUGGCUGACUUUCAACUGGUACAACUCACGGAACUGCAUCCUGGCUGAUGAAAUGGGGCUCGGGAAGACCAUCCAGUCCAUUACAUUCCUCUAUGAGAUAUACAUGAAGAACAUUGAGGGGCCGUUCCUGAUCAUCGCCCCGCUCUCCACCAUUCCCAACUGGGAGAGGGAGUUCAGGACCUGGACAGAGCUCAAUGUGGUGGUCUACCACGGCAGCCAGGCCAGCCGGAAAACCAUUCAGGCCUACGAGAUGCACUACAGAGAUGCACAGGGUAAGGUAAUAAAGGGCGUGUAUCGUUUCCAUGCCGUGAUAACGACAUUUGAGAUGAUUCUCGCCGACUGUCCGGAGCUUCGCAGCAUCCCAUGGCGCUGUGUGGUGAUCGACGAAGCCCAUCGUCUCAAAAACCGAAACUGCAAACUACUGGAGGGACUCAAAAUGAUGGAUAUGGAGCACAAAGUUCUGUUAACAGGAACUCCUCUUCAGAACACGGUGGAGGAGCUUUUUAGCUUACUUAACUUCCUGGAACCUGAGAGAUUCCCAUCUGAACAGACCUUCAUGACUGAAUUUGGAGACCUAAAGACUGAAGAGCAGGUCCAGAAACUGCAAGGCAUCCUGAAGCCCAUGAUGCUGAGAAGACUGAAGGAGGAUGUGGAAAAAAAUCUUGCCCCCAAGGAGGAGACCAUCAUCGAGGUGGAGCUGACAAAUAUCCAGAAGAAAUACUAUCGGGCCAUUUUGGAAAAGAAUUUCUCCUUCCUCUCCAAAGGAGGUGCAGGUGGAGGGGGAGGAGGAGGAGGAGGAGGGGGGGGAGCUAAUGUUCCUAACCUCCUCAACACCAUGAUGGAGCUAAGGAAAUGCUGCAAUCACCCCUACCUCAUUAACGGAGCGGAGGAGAAGAUCAUUGAGGAGUUCAGGGACUCUCACUUUGGUAGGACGGACUUUCCUGAGAUGGGUCUUCAAGCCAUGAUCCAGGCUGCCGGUAAACUGGUGCUGAUCGACAAGCUGCUGCCCAAACUGAAGGCCGGUGGACACCGAGUCCUGAUUUUCAGUCAGAUGGUUCGCUGUCUGGACAUUCUGGAGGAUUACCUCAUUCAGAAACGGUAUCCAUAUGAGCGGAUAGAUGGUAGAGUUCGUGGUAACCUGCGACAGGCGGCCAUUGAUCGCUUCUCCAGACCGGACUCGGACCGUUUCGUCUUCCUGUUGUGUACCAGAGCCGGUGGACUCGGCAUCAACCUGACUGCAGCAGAUACGUGUAUCAUUUUUGAUUCUGACUGGAAUCCUCAGAACGAUCUUCAGGCGCAGGCGAGGUGUCAUCGUAUCGGCCAGUCCAAGUCCGUCAAGAUCUACCGUCUGAUCACCAGGAACAGCUAUGAGAGGGAGAUGUUCGACAAGGCCAGUCUGAAGCUGGGGCUUGACAAGGCCGUUCUUCAGAGUAUGAGUGGACGAGAGAACGCAAACAGCGGGGUCCAGCAGUUGUCCAAGAAGGAGAUAGAGGACCUACUGAGAAAGGGAGCCUAUGGAGCUCUGAUGGAUGAGGAGGACGAAGGCUCCAAAUUCUGUGAGGAGGACAUCGACCAGAUCCUCCAGAGACGAACCCACACCAUCACUAUCGAGUCAGAGGGCAAAGGUUCCACGUUUGCUAAGGCCAGCUUUGUUGCAACAGGAAACCGAACAGACAUUUCUCUGGAGGAUCCAGACUUCUGGCAGAAAUGGGCCAAGAAGGCUGAGCUGGAUAUGGAUGCCAUCAAUGGACGGAACACGCUGGUCAUCGACACUCCGAGGGUGAGGAAACAGACGCGCCACUACAGCAGCGUCAAAGAGGAUGAAAUACUUGAGUUCUCCGAGCUGGAGAGCGACGAUGAUGAACCCAGCAAGCCCUCCACCAAACAGCGACGACCUCAGGACAAAACCCAGGGUUACCCUCGAUCCGAGUGCUUCAGAGUGGAGAAAAACCUGCUCGUCUACGGUUGGGGCAGGUGGAGUGACAUCCUGGCUCAUGGUCGCUUCAAGCGCCCGCUAAAGGAGGCGGAUGUGGAGAAAAUCUGCAGGGCUCUCCUGGCCUACUGCCUGCUGCAUUACCGUGGAGACGAGAACAUCAAAAGUUUCAUCUGGGACCUGAUCACCCCGACUGAAGACGGGACCACCAAGACGCUCACCAAUCACUCAGGUCUCUCCACACCUGUUCCCAGGGGCAGAAAGGGCAAGAAGGGGAAGCUGACGUCUCCAGUUCCACAGACUCCGCGAGCCGAUUGGCUGGCCAGCUGCAAUCCUGACCACUUACUGCAGGAGGACAGCUACAAGAGGCACCUGAAGCAUCACUGUAACAAGGUUCUGCUGAGAGUGAGAAUGCUGUAUUAUCUGCGACAGGAAGUCAUAGGCGACCAGGCCGAGCGCAUCCUGGAAGGAGCUGACUCCAGCAUGUUGGACGUCUGGAUUCCUCAGCCGUUCCAUGCUGAGGUCCCAGCUGACUGGUGGGACAGUGAGGCUGACAAGUCCCUGCUCAUUGGCGUCUUCAAACACGGCUAUGAGAAGUACAACUCCAUGCGCGCUGAUCCUGCCCUGUGUUUCCUGGAGAGAGUGGGCAUGCCAGACGCCAAAGCGAUCGCCGCUGAGCAGAGGGGCGCUGACAUGAUGGCAGAUGGUGUUGAAGGUGAGGAUGAAGAUCCAGAGUACAAACCGCUGCGGAUGCCUUUUAAGGACGACAUGGACGACUUUACCAACUCUCCACUGGAUGACAAAGAAGAUGCUGUGGAGGGUGAGACUGAAGUUAAAUCAGGCGAAAAUGGUCUAAGUGCACCAACAUUGGGCGGAGCUUCUGGCUCAAACGAGCGACUCUAUUGGCCAGCAGCCUCGGCCCUGACAGCUCGGCUGCGUCGUCUAAUCACGGCUUACCAACGCUCCAACCGCAGAGAGCAGCUCCGCCAGGAGGCACUCAGCAGACCCGAUGGUCGCCGCCGGCGACGUAGGGAGUUCCUGCCUUCCAUCGCCAUGGUUCCUGAAACCGGAGGUGGAGCAACGUUCAUCCAAGAUGGCUCAGGGAUGUUCAUAACAGAAGGAAGCCCAUAUUUGGCUAAAGGAGGUGCCUACUUUGCCAAGAGUGGUCAGUUCAUGCCAGAGGCUUCGCCGGUGAUGACCGCCAGUUCUCUGAUGUCUGAAGGAGUCAUGUAUUAUAAAGAGAGGAGACAAAGAUGGACACGUCGGGAGGAGGCUGAUUUCUAUCGAGUCAUCUCCACCUUUGGAGUCGUUUUUGACACCAAGCGUCAGAGGUUUGAUUGGACUCAGUUCAGAGCUUUCGCCCGACUGGACAAAAAAACUGACGAGAGUUUGGAGAAAUAUUACUACUCCUUCAUCGCCAUGUGUAAGCGGGUCUGCAGGAUGCAGGUCAAGACUGAAACAGAACUUCCAGACCCAACUCUGAUUAUUGACCCCAUCACAGAGGAGCGUGCCUCUCGCACGCUUUACCGCAUUGAACUUCUCCGCCGCAUCAGAGAGCAGGUCCUUCCUCACCCGCUGUUGACUGAGCGCCUCAAGCUCUGUCAACCCUCCCCAGACCUCCCAGAGUGGUGGGAGUGUGGGCGCCAUGAUCGCGACCUCCUCCUGGGGGCCUCCAAGCAUGGUGUGAGCCGUACAGAUUACCAUAUCCUAAAUGACCCAACGUUGGGCUUUCUGGAGGCCCACCAGCGUCACACCAGUCAGCGAGGGGCCAGCGUUGGCAUGGGAGCCAUGGGAGAGCCCAUCAGAGUUGGGUUGGCAUCUUUAGAAACCACCUCUGCUCCACUUCUCACUCCUGCAGAGCUAGCAAGUGCUGCAGCUGCUGCCAGAAUGGCUGUUGAUGCAGCUGAAGAGGAAGAGGAUGAUGUGAAGGAGGUGAAGCCAGAGGAGGGUAAACUACAAAUGGAGGUAAAGAUGGAAACAGCGGGAGAAGACACCAACAUCAUUCCAAGUACCAAGACUGAAACCCUUACUGAAGUAAAAGAGAACGAGGGAGGGGAUGGAGAAGUGACGGACAAGACUGUUGGAUCACCGAUUAAGGAGAUUAAAACAGAAGUCCUGCCAAAGGUAGAAGCUGAAGCAGAGGAGCAGAGUAAAGAAGACAAGAGCUUGAAUUUAACCAGUGACCAAAAUAAAGAGUUGACCGUGGAGAAAAGUAGCUCAUGUCCUAAAGAUUGUCUGAGCAUCCAGAAUGACACUGAAGUCGUGCCUCCAGGACUCCCAGACUCCUCUCCUGAUGCACAGCCGGGCCCCAAGACUGCAGAGGAAGAUGGAGAGGAGAGGGAAGCUCCAGAGUCUCUUAAAUCUCCAAAGUCUGCAGACACACUGAAGAGCCCAGAGGAGGAAGAGGAGGAGAGGCUGGAUGAGGACGACAAAUCGGAGAAAUCCUCUCAGGCUGAAGCGAGCACAGAGCAGAAGAACUUUGAUGAGGAGAGUAUUGCUUCUCUGAGCACAUCAGUUCGAGACGAGACCCGAGAUGGUUUCUGCGCUGACGACCUGACUGAAACAUCUGCUCUCCAGGCUCUGCAGGAACGAACCUACGGCUUCUCGUUCUGGCCUAAAGACCGAGUGAUGAUCAAUAGGUUGGAUAACAUCUGCGACGCAGUCUUGAAGGGCAAGUGGCCGGUCAACAGACGCCACAUCUUUGACUUCCCUAGCAACAUCUUACCGGGUCAUGGGUCCACAGCCACCACGGCGGCUGUAGCUAUGAUGAGCGAGAGCCCGCUGCAGAGGCGAAGCCUGGCCGAGCUGGCCAUGGCUGGUCUCCAUACGCCGUACAGUGGGAGUGAGGAUAAAACGCGGUCACUGCAGGAGGAGGCUCUGAGUUUGACGGUGCCUCGGCAGAGGAGGAGGAGACGGAAGAAGAUUGAGAUCGAGGCGGAGAGAGCGGCCAAGAGGCGUAACUUGAUGGAGAUGGUGGCUCAGCUGAGAGAAAGCCAUGCUGCUGCAGAAUCUCAGAAUCAGGCUAUAGACCUCACUAAGGGUGUGCACCAUCACCACAAGGCUUCUCCCACAUUGACGGGCUUCCCCAGUGCCUUGGUGACGACCCCCUCCCUCAAAGCCCAAAUGGAUUUGCUUCAGCAAGUCCCGCCCUCUGCACACCGAGCUAACGGCUCGCUGGAAGCUGACCUGCCCAUCAUUAGGAGGAGGCGGGGCCGUAGGAAAAAUGUGGAGGGCCUAGAGCUGCUGUUUAUGGCCAACAAGAGAGCGGGAGGGGAGGAUGCUGAUGGGACAAAGGUUUCUGGUGUAGAGGGGGUUCAUGAGGCCACCCAUUCCCACAGACCCCUCAGUGUCCCCGAGCAGAGCCCCAACGCCAGGUCUCUGACCUCUGGCAGCCUGGAGGAGGAGGAGGCUGCUGUUUCCAGCAAAGAUCUGGGAGAGUGGCUGAGGCAGCACCCGACCUACACCAUGGACAUGCCUGGAUACACACCAAAGAGCGAGGAGUUGCUGCUCUCUCAGUUCUCCAAACCCAAACAAAAGCGUCAUCGCUGUCGAAACCCAAACAAGAUCGACAUAAACACCCUGACUGGGGAGGAGAGGGUGCCUGUGGUCAACAGACGAAAUGGACGAAAGAUGGGCGGUGCCAUGGCUCCUCCAAUGAAGGAGCUUCCCAGGUGGUUACUGGAGAACCCAGAGUUCUCCAUUGCUCCUGACUGGACUGACAUAGUCAAACAGUCUGGGUUCCUCCCAGAAGCCAUGUUUGACCGCCUUCUGACAGGUCCUGUAGUCAGAGAAGAGGGCGUGCGUCGUCGGGGGCGGCGGCCUAAAUCUGAGAUCGUAAAAGCAGCUGCAGCCGCUCAGGCAGCCGCCGCUGCCCAGGCUGCACAGGCGUCUCUGGCCACAACUGCUUCCACUGCAGGAGGCAUCAAUCCUCUGCUGCUGAACAGUCUGUUUGGAGGGAUGGACUUGUCUUCUCUCCAGAGCCUCCAGUCUCUGCAGUUGGCCGCUGGUCUGAUGGCCUUCCCUCCUGCUGACCCCAAGCAGGCUGCCUCCAUGCUGCCCCUUAUGCUGCCUGGUAUGGGAGGCCUGCCUAACAUGGCUGCCGCCCUCCCCAACAUGUUCAGCCUUGGAGGGCUCUUUGGCAGUAACCUGGCCGCGGCCGCUGCUGCCUCUACAGCGUCCAACUCCGUCUCCACUGCUGCAGUCAACACCAACGGCAUGGCAGGAGGAGAGGGAGGUAACGGUGAGGUGAGGACAAAGAGAAAGAGAGAGGAGGAGGAGGAAGACAAGGAAGAGGGAGAAGACUUUGACGACGGGGGAGAGGAGGACGAGGGGGGAGAGGGGAAUGAGGAGGGAGUGAAGAAGGCCAAGAAGAGGGAGGGGGAGGAAGGUUCAGAGAAACUGGAAAAACCUGCCAGUGAUGUCACAGCUGCUUCUAAGAUAUCAGCUACUGAUCUGUCAGCAGAGGUGUCCAUCAACGGGGACACCGCCUCCCUGCUGGCUGCAGCGGGCAUGUCCGCCAACUCCCUGGCAUUUAACCCAUUCCUCCUCUCCACCAUGGCCCCUGGCCUCCUCUACCCCUCCAUGUUCCUCCCCCCAGGCCUCGGAGGACUCAGCCUGCCAGGAUUUGCCACAGCCUCCACCCUUGCUGAGCUGCAGAGUGCCAUGGCUGGAGCGAUGGGGGACAGCGCCUCCACCCCGAAUCCUCUGAGAGACAAGGAUGAGGACAAGAAGGACAGCAUGAAAUCUGCAGGAGAGGAGGAGUGUGAAGGAAGGGACUUGGCUGAGAAAGGGGGAGAGACUGGAGGAGAGGCUGAUCCUCCAGCUCUAGAGGAAGGAGGUGUGGAGGAGGAGGCAGUAGCAGCAGUGUCUCCUCAGAAGGGAACAAGUGACUGAAGUAAAGCCCCAAACGGACCAGCCUUGAACAUUUCCUCCCUCUGACCUCCCCUCAGCACGUUUACACGCCUCCUACAGAAAUAUCCAAACUAUUAUUCUUUAGGUUUUGUUUUCCUUUUGACGAUGAGUUAUCAUUCUCUUUGUUGUUUAUUGUUUGGCCAGGUGUUUUUACGACGCGUCAGAGAGGACCAGGUGUGUUUGUGUUAAGUUAAAUCUCUCUGAUUGAUAGUGUAGUCAGGGAAACCCGUCAGCUGCUCGCUCAGAGCUCGGCUCUUCUUCAAAGACUGUUCCUUUCUCCGGUUGGCCCGUGUGGGCUGUGAACUGUGUGCCCACUCUUCUCUUCUCCACAAUCCCUCAAAAUAGGACUUCACAUGUUUCCGAUAGUGCUAUUAUUAUUAUUAUUAAUAUUAUUAUUAUUGCUGCUUUCAGCUCUCGGGUCGUUUCAUUAGCCUCCUUCUUUGUCUGGACUGUUCCGUUGUUGGCAGCGUCUCAUCAAACGGAGGAGAAACGCCGUCGCCGGUGCUUCUUUCCACCAUCAGUUCUCAAAAGUGUAACAGCAUUACAGCUAACCCGGCUGUCUGUCUGAAGAAGCUGCUGCAAAAGGAAUUGUGGGUAAUGGAGUUGAUAGAGCUGCUCUUUUUCAGAGCACAUUUGUUUUUGUUUGUUUUUUGUUUUAAGUUCUCACAUAUCAGACCAGGUAGGCUGAUGAGGAACACAAACCGGACUGACACACACACACACACACACACACAUCCCAGCACAUGAUUGUGAGCAACACACACACACAUUCAGGUGUCUACCACUACUCACACACUAAACCCCUUUCUAAGGUCAUGUGACUGUUCCCAUUUGAGUGUAUGUGUGUGUGCACGCUGAGUCCUUACUGUUAACCCAGUCCCACACUGAAUACCAGUCCGGUCUUUUCUACUGCCACGUUUGAGUCACUCGCCUCUCGAGGCGGCUGGUUUUCGGUUAAACGGAGUUCCAGGCGGGCUGGGUCCGCCGCCAGUCAGGCCUUCUGAUUGGUUUGUUUCACGCCGCCGAAACCGGCCGCGCUUGUUCAGGGGCCUCUGAAUGAAUCUGGAAUGGAGGUCCACACAGGGAUGUGAUGCUUCAGGUUAAUACUUUAAAGGCGGCACAUAAGAUUUAUAUAUUUGUUAUUUUAUUCCCCAGACGUUGCCACAGUCGGAUCUUUUUCGUAUUCCCUUCACAUCCCGGUAGUGCUGCUCCCCAGUGACCUUCUCUUUAAAGACUUUUGCUCUAGUCACACACACUGACACCAGGCCUGGCACCAAACAGGACUGAGACACGCUUUCUACUGAGUUGGACGCAAAUUCCACAUGAAGUCCGAUUCUGCUCGCUGAGUCAGUUUUAGAUACUUGAAAAGAGCGAGCGGUGCUUGAUUUGUUUUCCCUAAGGCCAGUUUCAGAAUCAAGUGCUACAAGUGGUUCAGAUUGUUGAAAGUACAUUCAAAGACACACACACACACGCUGUGGCCGGGUCUUCUUAGCGUUUCGACAUCCCAGCCGUCAGACGCAGGAAGAGGAGUGUGUCGGAGGACAGGAGGUGGAUUCUGGUUCCCUGGAGACAAGUUCCCAAUCUCCUCCAACGCUGAGACAGCAAUAACCGAGGCAGCUCUUGAAUGUUCCAGCAUCACUCUCCUGAAACACACGCACACACACACGAAUAACCACAAGUGUCGUAUAAAUAGAAAUCUAAACCAUAAAUGACGGCAAAUGCGUACUGCAAUUAGUUUUGUCUGACUCUGUUCCUGUUGAUGCACUGGUGUUAAAGAGUAAAUAAUCAGGUACCUUUAUUAGCUACUUUUCUUGAGAAAAGGACAUUUUGUUACUUUUAGCCAGCAAGCUGAAGAGCAUUACCUCAAAAUUCUUAUCUAGCCUUGAAGUUUACAGACAUACCAUGUAAAUGUUUUUGUUUUCCUUUUUUGUUUUUCUUUUCUUUUGGUUUGUGUAUUUGUUUGUUUGAGACAUCAUGUAUGAUGAAUUGUAGCUAUGAUGCUUUUAAUAAAAGUGAAUCAUGAUAUUCGCCUAGGAAACCAA
Nothobranchius furzeri (turquoise killifish) is the source of this 21048-nucleotide messenger RNA. The record is from RefSeq and is a predicted model, not a curated record. Lineage: Eukaryota; Metazoa; Chordata; Actinopteri; Cyprinodontiformes; Nothobranchiidae.